AAAACACAGCUUCCAUUAUUACACCAAUGGAUUCAUUUACUUCAUUUCUAUGUUUAUGUUCCAUAAUUUUUCAAUCUAUUAGCCUUAUAGAAGCUCAAGCAAGCCUUUGUAGAACUACUUGUGGUGAUAUCCCUAUAAAUUACCCUUUUGGUAUUGAUGAUGGUUGUGGUAGUCCUUAUUAUAGACACAUGCUAGUUUGUUCCAAUCUCGGCAACCUUUAUCUCCGUACACCUUCCGGUCGAUACCCUGUUCACAGCAUUAGUUACUCCGAUCCUCAUAUUCUUGUUACCGAUCCGUUGAUGUGGAAUUGUAGAGAUGGUGAUCAUUUUCGUCCUACGAGACCUUUUAGUCUCGAUACAAGUACGCCUUUCACGUUGUCCUCUCAGAAUGACUACUUGUUCUUCAAUUGUAGUGAAGAUUAUGUUAUUGUCGAGCCGAAGCCUGUCUUCUGUGAGCGAUUCCCUGACCGGUGUGAUUCGUCAUGCGAUAGUGCUAGUUAUCUUUGUAGGCAUUUACCCGAAUGUGCCGAUGCGCUUAGUGCUAGCUCGUGUUGCUCGUACUACCCGAAAGCAACCGAGUCGUUACGGUUGAUGCUUCGGUAUUGCGCAUCGUAUACAAGUGUGUAUUGGAAAACGAUCGGAUCAACAACGAAUUCGCCUUAUAGUCAAGUACCUGAAUAUGGAAUCCGAGUCGAUUUCGAUGUUCCGGUUACUACACGUUGUCUUCAGUGUCAAGAUCCAUCAAAGGGUAGUGGAACAUGCGGAUUUGAUACACAAACACAUAAUUUCCUGUGUUUAUGUAAAGAAGGAAAUGUCACAUCCUAUUGUAAAGGUCAUGACAUUUCAAAGCACAAAAGGGCAGAAGUCAUUGCAGGGACUGUAACUGGAAUUUCAGCAGCUGGAGCUAUAGGGAUUGGGAUUGGUAUAUGGGUGUUGAAAAAAGUGAGAGCCAAAGCACCUGUAACAUGUGGGGUUCAAAGCAAUGAGAAUAGGGUUUUCUGAAGAAAGUUAAACUGCAAAUUUCUGUCUUUUUUCUUCUUUUUCUGAAAUCAUAUUUCGAGCUGUAAAGUGAAACCUCGUUAAUGGUUUUUGUUUAUGUCUUUUUUUUUGCUUUUUGUGAUGGAAAUUUGAGCUAACUGAGGAUUCAAUCGGUAA
Molecule: messenger RNA, 1154 nt
Organism: Gossypium arboreum
Lineage: Eukaryota; Viridiplantae; Streptophyta; Magnoliopsida; Malvales; Malvaceae
Product: wall-associated receptor kinase-like 20
Exons: 3
Coding region: 27-1001 (324 amino acids)
Molecular function (GO): polysaccharide binding
Source: RefSeq, a predicted model, not a curated record